AUGGAUCGCGUUUACGAUUUGAAUUCAAAAUCCGCUAGACAGAACACUAAUUUACAAACUUUUCUCAUGUCAAAUAACUAUAUGGAUGAUGAUGAUGAUGAUAUCAUCUGCAUUGAAGACAGUUUCAUACAACCUUUACGGACAGUUCCUCCAAGAAAACAAGAAUCACCCCGAAUAGAAAAUGCGGAUCAAAGUUUCGACAGAUUCUUGAUGGAGACAAUUGAAAAGGCUAAUGGGAAGGCCGACGAAAUUCUAAAACCGAAAAAAGCCAAGAGUUCUUCCACACAUCAGACUAAGGAGAUGAAGGAAAAGGAGAAAAAUGAAAAAAAAAUAGCAAGGGAAAAGUUGAAGGAAGAGAAAGAGAGAGAGAAGCUGAAACGUAAAAUUGAACGCGAAAUAUCGGCAUCGGCCAACACUAAAGCGGAACAAUACAUAUAUUGCCACUUAGGAAGUAGUAUAUGUUCCACUAUAGAUGAUCUAUCAACUCAAGCACAAGCGGUUUUCCUAGAAAGAAAGCUAGAAAAUCAACUAGUUAUUGAUGACAAAAUUGGAAAUCAAAUUUAUUGGUAUAGGAAAUGCAUAGAGUUAACGGAAGAAGAUGGAAAAGUGGAGAAGUUCGAAUAUUUUAGCCAUCAACACAUAUUCGCUGUGUUCAUUGAAGGAAGCGAGUUAGAGAGGAUUGUGAAAACAGGGAAAGUCGAAGAAUUCCUAUUGUCUAAAAAGGAGGACUAUCCCCUACAGUCAGCUGAUUGCCUGAUUCUGUGUUACGGACCUCACAACAUUCAAAGCAAAAAAAUGAUGGAACUCAGCAUUGAUGUAUUCGAACGAACUAACUCACAAUUCCAUUUCUUUAAAACAUCAGCUGAACUUUCUCUCUUUUUAGCUCAGGUCCUUCGCUCGUUGUCGAAGAAAGUUCACACUGACUCCUGUUCGGAUAAGGAGAUGAACAUAGCUGUUGAAAAAGGAAUUCGUGAUGAUGAUCGUUCAAGAGUUGUAAAAGACUGGUGGGAUAAAAUGCUCCAAUGUUUGUGGCGUUCUUCAGAUAUUCAAAGGUUGGCUAUUCUGAAACAUAUGAAGAAUCCCUUUGAAGCCAGCCAAAAGUAUCGGAAGAUGGGAUAUAUAGAGGCAUUACAAGAAAUAUCAGAAAUUCAAUGCGAAAACGGAAGAAGAUUGGGACCCGCAAUGGCACAUCGACUUCUCAUGGUUUUAACAGAUUCAUCAGGAAAAGAAAUAGCGGAAUAA
Molecule: messenger RNA, 1242 nt
Organism: Auanema sp. JU1783
Lineage: Eukaryota; Metazoa; Nematoda; Chromadorea; Rhabditida; Rhabditidae
Source: the annotation of a GenBank genome assembly